This is a messenger RNA of Quercus robur (English oak), 1159 nucleotides long. RefSeq names its product hydroxyethylthiazole kinase. Gene Ontology annotation, molecular function: ATP binding; hydroxyethylthiazole kinase activity; magnesium ion binding. The coding region runs from base 21 to 866 and encodes 281 amino acids. The record is from RefSeq and is a predicted model, not a curated record. Lineage: Eukaryota; Viridiplantae; Streptophyta; Magnoliopsida; Fagales; Fagaceae. The transcript has 2 exons. Gene Ontology annotation, biological process: thiamine biosynthetic process.
UCUCCAAUAAAGAUUAAAGAAUGGAAGAAGACAAGUUGAGAGGAAAAGCAGAGCCAAGCGGGUGGCCCGCGAAAGCGUGGAGCCUUCUCUCCGCAACCCGAAGCGAAUCGCCGCUUAUCCAAUGCAUCACCAACUUUGUGUCCAUGGAUCUGAUGGCCAACACGCUCCUCUCCGCCGGUGCAUCGCCCGCCAUGAUCCACAGCGCAGACGAGAUUCCUGAUUUCACACCUCACGCCCGCGCUCUCUGCAUCAACGUCGGCACUCUCUCUGCCGACUGGCUACCGGCCAUGAAGCUCGCUGCCCAGUUCGCGUGUCAGUCCGGUAAGCCUUGGGUUCUCGACCCCGUUGCUGCUGGGGCUUCCAGUUUCCGGUUAAAGGCGUGUUUGGAACUCGUGGAACUUAAGCCCACUGUUAUCCGAGGAAAUGCGUCCGAGGUUAUUGCUCUUUCCAAUGCCACUUUAGGAACCAGUAAGGGUGUAGACAGCUCCCACGAGUCUACUGAUGCUGUGGAAGCAGCAAAGUCAUUGGCUCAAGCAAGUGGUGCCAUAGUUGCAGUAUCUGGGGCUGUUGAUAUUGUUACAGAUGGGGAGAGAGUUGUUGGUGCUCACAAUGGGGUGCCCAUGAUGCAGAGAAUCACAGCAACAGGGUGUUCAGUCACUGCUCUUAUUGCUGCCUUUGUUGCUGUUGAUCCUUUGCAUGCUUUGGAAGCAACAGUUUCUGCAUUAUCCAUAUUUGGGGUUGCCGGUGAGAUGGGAAUGAACUUGGCCAAGGGUCCAGCUUCCUUGCGAAUGCACUUGAUAGAUUCUCUCUAUGGACUUGAUGAUGCUGUUGUACAUUCUCGCGUUAGCAUAACCAGCUUUUCAUAAUUCAUGGGAUCUGUAUCUAUGGUAUGUUGACUAUCACUAGACUUCUUAGAGAAAUAGUUUGAGCAUGAAAUGGCAGAUCAAUUGGUCGGCGUGUUGACUGCUACACAGUUUUGUUUGGAAGUAUAGUUGCUGAACUACAUUUUGUUUCAAGAAAACUGUAUGCAGUUUUUUUUUUUUUUUGGUGGGAUGUAAUAUACAGGUUUUGUUUCUCUCUUAACUAUUAUUUCCCACUUUUUGUUUCACAUGCAAGAGUGGAAAAGAAAUAAAUAUAAAAAACCAUAAAUUUUUAAUCA